AUGGCUUUGGGUUUCUUGGCCCGUUUCGGUGCCGUCUUCUUGUUCGGCUGCGCGCUUGCCUCCGAUGUCAACGACUUGGAUGCUUCGCUGGACCUGGAUGGGGAGUGCGACGGCAGCGGCACCUGUGCUUUGAGCGCAGUGCAGAUGAGAGGCGCCCAGCAGUCGGAGUUGGACUUGGAGAAGUCCGAGGAGCUUUCUGCGGGCCUCGAGAUGGGGGUGGCGAGCAAGGUGAGGCAGUCUUCUGGUGGUUGCCCAGAUGGCUUGCUUCCAGGGGGAGCUGACAGUGAGUACUGCUUCUCCGACAUGUGCCCAGGGCCAAAGGCCGUCUUCUACUCCAUGGCGGAGUGCUCUCGGUUCUCGAAUUGCGUAAUCGGGGGUCCUGCCGCUCCCUCGGCGAGCUGGGACUGCCCUCCACGGAUGCCUUACUUGGCUGACGGCAGGUGCUUUCGCAACAAAUGCACGUGGCGUUCGCUCGAGGUUUACACCAUGGCGACAAACUGCAACUUCUACCUUUCCUGUAUCGACAGAUCCAGGGGGGCACCCCCGCUAAAGGUGCCUAUGGAGUACCCGGAAUGCAGUGCCCACCCAGCAUGUGUGGAUCUUCGCCUCAGCGGGAACUGCUGUCCCACACUUGAGGGGACAAUGCUUGGCUGCUGCUCCUAG
Molecule: messenger RNA, 663 nt
Organism: Symbiodinium sp. CCMP2592
Lineage: Eukaryota; Dinophyceae; Suessiales; Symbiodiniaceae
Source: the annotation of a GenBank genome assembly